AUGCCCCGUUCAUUCCUGGUGAGGAGGAAGCAGUCAGUGUACACUGCCUGGAUUUGGAGAGACCCCCAGAACCUACCUACCUGGACCAGCCCAUCUACUAUAGUGGUUUCCUUCCCUGCAGCAGCAGCAGAAUCAGAAGUAAAGGCAUUUGACAGCACAGACCUGCAGUUAUUACAGACACCGAGCAACAAUCCCUCUGGGCCGGUACUCACAUCCAGCAGCACCGACCUGGAGUCAGCACACAUUCCCGACAACAGAGACCCAGAACCGCGGAGCCCUCAGCGCUGCUGCCCGGAGCAGCCCAGCCAGAGCCCCUUUCAGCCACUGCCACUCCCCCUGUCCACAGCCUCCAGAAUCAAGACUUCACCACCAAGUUCCAAUGACUUCCUGUGCCCCGUGUGCCACAAGAUUUUUCCACUGCAGCGAAUGCUAACACGUCACCUAAAGUGCCACAGCCUUAUCAAGAGGCACCCAUGCAGGUACUGCGGCAAAGGCUUCAACGAUACCUUCGACCUGAAGAGGCACAUGCGUACACAUACAGGUAUUCGACCAUACAGGUGUGACCUGUGCGAGAAGGCCUUCACACAGCGCUGCUCACUGGAGUCACACCUGCGGAAGAUCCACGGUGUGCGGCAGCAGUACGCCUACCGGCAGCGCCGCUCAAAGAUCUUCGUGUGUGAGGACUGUGGCUUCACCUCCUGCCGGCCAGAUGAGUACUUUCUGCAUGUGCGCCAGAGACACCCAGAUAGCCCCGCCCUGCGCAGGUACUACCGCAAACACCUGCAGGACACGCCCACCCAGCCCCAGAUCUCGCCCUUCAUGCUCUACCCCACCGCCGCCUUCUACAUGUGAAGCUCAGCACCACUGCCCCUACUCAAGGAACGAGUGGAGGCAGGUUCAAGGCCAUGCUGUUUUGCAUACAAACACAUAGAUGCUGAAACAUGAGCCAAAUAACAGUGUAUCAAAUACUUUUAUUUAAAAAAAUGGCCCUUUUAUUGUUUCAUAACUUUAUUCAAGUUUAGAUAUUUUAUUUCUUUAUGAACAGCGCAUUACACACACAGACACACAUACAAACUCUCUUUAAAGAGAUUUCAAAUAUUUAUUUUUAAAACAUUUAAUCUUUCUCUCAAUAGUAAAGUGCGUGUCAUCAGCUGUGAAUUACAGUAAAUAGGAUGUUGACCAGGGGUAAAUAUUUAUAUAUUUGUUAAUAAUGUUUGUAUUUUAAUAAAAGCCCUUCUCACCUUGUUUUGUUUAAAACUCAGCAAGCCUGUAAAAUUCACAGUUACUAAAGUACAAUUCUUCUGUAACACAUCAAUAAAAAUA
This is a messenger RNA of Astyanax mexicanus (Mexican tetra), 1323 nucleotides long. RefSeq lists its product as uncharacterized. Gene Ontology annotation, molecular function: DNA-binding transcription factor activity, RNA polymerase II-specific; RNA polymerase II cis-regulatory region sequence-specific DNA binding. Gene Ontology annotation, biological process: regulation of transcription by RNA polymerase II; epidermal cell differentiation. The record is from RefSeq and is a predicted model, not a curated record. Bases 1 to 852 code for a protein of 283 amino acids. Lineage: Eukaryota; Metazoa; Chordata; Actinopteri; Characiformes; Acestrorhamphidae. The transcript is spliced from 4 exons. Gene Ontology annotation, cellular component: nucleus.